Ogataea philodendri is the source of this 690-nucleotide messenger RNA. RefSeq lists its product as uncharacterized. The record is from RefSeq and is a predicted model, not a curated record. Bases 1 to 690 code for a protein of 229 amino acids. The transcript is spliced from 4 exons. NCBI's taxonomy places the organism in Eukaryota, Fungi, Ascomycota, Pichiomycetes, Pichiales, Pichiaceae.
AUGGAUGUUGAUCACGUGAUCCCACUCCUGCUGCGACAUCUUGGCAAACGAGCGGUCUCUGAGAAUACCUGCGUUAUUGACGAGGAUGUCCACGGUUCCAAAAGAGUCGAUAGCCGUCUUCACAAUCUUGUCCGUCCGGCACCAGCUCCCGUCACUAUGACCACCUUGUCUUUAAGCGACGUGAUCUUGGUGCUACCUUGGUCGUUGGCCGGCAGCUUGGACGAUUGCUCAAUGAUGCGAUUAGCACCUUCGCUCCGUUCCCAGCGGAUCUGCGCAAACAGGCCAGCCGCAACCUCGAAGAUCGAGCCCGAGCAGUCGCAGUCCACAGAACUCAGAUACAAAACUAGCGGCGCAACUUUUUCCGGUAGCAGUCUUUGCAACACGUCAGGAGGCAUCACCGUUUCUGUCAUUCUCGACUUGGCAAGCGGAGCAAUCGCGUUCACCUUGAUGUUGUACUUUGCGCCUUCUCUGGCAAGUGUCUCAGCAAGACCAACCAAACCCAGCUUGGCUGCCGACCUAAACGCUCCGUUGAGAUGCACGUCUAAAACCGCUUGGAAAUCCUUCUCUGACAUGUUCUUGAACGACGAGUCUUUCAAGAUUCCAGCAUUGUUGAUCAACACAUGCACGCUUCCAAACGUGUCCACAGCCGUCUUCACAAUUCCUUCCGGGUUGGUGACCACGUUAUCGUAA